Molecule: messenger RNA, 2044 nt
Organism: Vespa velutina
Lineage: Eukaryota; Metazoa; Arthropoda; Insecta; Hymenoptera; Vespidae
Exons: 4
Coding region: 452-1858 (468 amino acids)
Source: RefSeq, a predicted model, not a curated record
AUAUGUAUCGAUAUGUGUGUAAAUAUAUAUAUAAGCAGAGUUGUAAACUGAUCGAAAAGUACAAAGAUAAAGAUGGUACUUGUCCGAAACAUGUUCGAGACGUUAUUCCAGGAUCACGACUCUCAAAAUAUGGUAAUUACGAGUAUAACGAGGAACGUGAGAAGAUCUAUAGAUCAGAGAAUGACGAUAUACGAUCGAUCAACAAGACAUUUCAUUUCUAUGCGAAAGAGAUCACGGAACCGUGGAUGUUACCGGAAGUGGAAGAACAUUUCGCUCGGUUAAUUUCAGGGAAUGUUAAAAGAGCGAAUCCUAAACUGUUAGCCGUUCGAUAUUUUCAAUUAAAAGUUCGUAUAUCAACAAUUUCGCUAAUUUCAAAUAAUUCUCUUCGCAAAGCUCAGCAUUGAAGGAAUUGCAGUCUACCGAUAGUUCACUAAGAGAAUAUAAUACACGUAUGCAACGUCAUUUCAAGGCAAACUGGAACGAUGUUUUGCAAAAUGAACAUUCAGGACAUAAGAUUAAUUCGAAUCUAAAGAAACGAACAAGGAGGCACGGUGGUGAAUCAUUUGCUAUUUAUAAACCUAAUAAUAUUGAUACAACAGGAAAGAACAAUGAAAUCAGUGAUCACAAAAAAUACAAACCACCUCGUUAUACAAUCGACGCGCCAGGUGAAUUACAAUUGCAAACAUGUAUUUCUUGUGAAAACGUACGAGAUCUUUGGAACCCAAUUAAAAUAGAACAACAGCAACAACAACAGCUGUUCAUUACUCCGAAUAAACGUUUACACUAUCAACAACGACAACAACAACAACAAUGUAAUCGUCAGGAACAACGUGUUAACGUUUGCAAAGGCCAACAACAAUUAUACUGUGCCGUACAGUAUCAACCUUUGGCGUUAAAAAUGAAUUAUCAUCAAACUAGAUUUCAAACGGAUAGCUAUGAGAUAAUGAGAAAACCUUUAGCGCCAAAUUUGAGUCCAGAAGUUCCAGAAUUUUUUCCAAAGUGUCCUGUCACCUGUUUGAAUAAUCAUAAAGAACAAAGAGUUAAUCCUAUACAAUAUUUUCCAUCGUUGAACGAGAAGAGUUAUCAAAAGGAAUUAUUUCCUUAUAAUAGAACUUAUGAAACUGUUGUAGUGACAAGUUUCCAAGUAAAUAACAUACCUAUACCAAUGUUACCAAGCAUGGACACGAGCCAUUAUAUGAGAACACCUAAUCAAUGGAUCCAAAGAGUAACAACACCUGGACAAAUACAUAUACCAGUUUCUUCAUCUAACCAACCAGUUUAUAGAUCUCUUCAAGCAACACGUACGAGUAUUAUUAAUCAAAGACCUCAACAGGUGAAUCCAACACCUAUUCCAGUUUAUCAACGUCCUUUGGAACUUUAUACGGAUCCAUCUCAAAUUCGUAAAAAUACUCAAGGAGUCGACUUCGAUAAUUUAAUAUUAUUGACAAAAAAUGCAAUGAAAGUUCGAAGAAGUUCUUCAAGAAAUCGACAACAAUCUAAACAAUCUAAUAAAAAGACUGAACAUAAUGUCUUUCAAUGCUUGAAUAAAAGUUGUCCAAAGAAAACUAAAGAACUUAUUAGUAUGAACGCAGUAGUAACGGAAUUGGAAAGUUUUGAAGAGAAAUUUGAUCAUGGUAAGGUUGCAUCUGGAUGGAAAACCAAUGAACCAUUGAGACAACAACAAAUUACAGAACAUUUGAAAUCAAAUGCAUGGACUAUGAUGGAAAACACUGACGCAAGAACAAUAUCAAGUAAUGAAACAGAUAUGGAAGGGGAUUUAACACAAAACAAGAAACGUCUUUACAGAGAUGUAUUAACGCACACAUUAACUCUAUCACAUAUAAAAUUAAAAAUUUAAAUAAUCAUGAAAUUAUUAAAUUAUAUUAUAACUAUGAGCUAUGACUGAUAAAAUUUUAAGAAACAAAUUAUCAUUAUAAAUAAAAUAUUAUGAAUGAAAAUAAAUUCAAUAAAAAAUAGAAAAAUCAUCCAUUAAGAAUUUUAUGACAUUGAACGAGAAAUGAAGAAUUAAAAUUAAAUGAAAACA